This is a messenger RNA of Synchytrium microbalum, 813 nucleotides long. RefSeq lists its product as uncharacterized. The record is from RefSeq and is a predicted model, not a curated record. Lineage: Eukaryota; Fungi; Chytridiomycota; Chytridiomycetes; Synchytriales; Synchytriaceae. The transcript has 5 exons. Gene Ontology annotation, cellular component: post-mRNA release spliceosomal complex; catalytic step 2 spliceosome; Prp19 complex. The coding region runs from base 1 to 813 and encodes 270 amino acids.
AUGGCCAAAAAGAGAAGGAGGGCAGAAGAGCCAGAGGCCGCCGAACAAGAGGACGAGACUGUAAAACCUGUUGCUCAUGACUCCAACGACAAUGUCGAGCAACAAGCCGAUGACAAUGUCGAGCAUGAAGAGGAACAAGCAGAGCAACCGCCCACUGUAGAUCCAAAGAAAAAGGCAACCGCAGCAAAUAGAGCUGAUGCUGCCACCGAAGCAUCACGAAAGAAGGGAGGAAACCCGAAAGAAUCAUUGAAGUUGGAACGGAAACGACAGGAAGCACAAGAAUUAUUGGAUCAGCAGGAAAUCGAAGAGAAGGGUGUCGACUAUGAACGUGUAAAGAAUCUGUCGUAUACUGUAGAGGAUGCGGAGGCUUGGGAACGAAAGCUGAAGGAGAAAGCAAAGAGACAGGAUAAUGGAUUCACUGACUAUGCACAAGUAGCAGCCAAAAAAUACAAUAAACAAAUCGCAACAAUCUCACCAAAUAUGGCUCGCUACCAUGCCGAAAAGGAAGACGCCAAAGCACGGGCAUCUGUACUAGGUGUAUCUCAAGAAGAAGCGUUUUAUCGAGACGCUAACUCAAUGGCGUAUGCUGGAUCCAGCAAACCAUCGCAGGCUGCUGUAGACAAGCUAUCCAAGGAAGUGCAUGAUCAGAUUGCUAAACGAGCCAAGUUCUCAAAGAGGAGAGCCUUCCAUGAAGAUGAUGAUGUUACAUAUAUCAAUGACCGUAAUAUGAAGUUCAAUCAAAAGAUUGCACGAUCCUAUGACAAGUAUACUUCCGAUAUCAAGGCAAACUUUGAAAGAGGAACAGCUCUAUAA